Messenger RNA from Priapulus caudatus, 7191 nucleotides. RefSeq names its product RNA exonuclease 1 homolog. The transcript is spliced from 16 exons. Gene Ontology annotation, molecular function: exonuclease activity; nucleic acid binding; metal ion binding. Gene Ontology annotation, cellular component: nucleus. Bases 127 to 4728 code for a protein of 1533 amino acids. The record is from RefSeq and is a predicted model, not a curated record. Lineage: Eukaryota; Metazoa; Priapulida; Priapulimorpha; Priapulimorphida; Priapulidae.
CAAAUAUGGCCGAGAAGAAGUAGCAAUUCUCAAAGAGUUGCAUUCAAAAUGAAAUAAUUGCACUUAUGCAGAUUUAUGUGCUGUUGAAGUUUUCCAGUAUAUUUCGCAAACCUUAGCUUCCUGAUCAUGCUUCCAUCUUCUGGGUAUUUUAGAAGUGUGACCUGUCCGUACUUCAAAAGUGGACUUUGCGAGCGACCCUACUGCCAUUACAGGCAUACAGUUAACAAGCCAGACCAUAGUCUCCCCGAUAGACAAUCUGAAGCCGCAUCCUUGGUUGUUGGUGCAGCAAAGAAGGAUGGGCGUGCUGUGGGAGAACCCGGAUCGGAGGACCUGGUGCACAUGGUCAGCAGUGCUAUUCGACAGAUGCAGCGUGUUGUGGAGCAGGUCAACUCAAACAGUAAAACCCCUGAUGGUUUAAAACAGUCCAAAAAGGCACUCAACACAACCUAUCAGCCAACUCCACUAGCUAAGCUACAAAAAUGUAAGCAAGGUACGGAUGAUAGUACACUGCACGAACGCAACAGAAGACCAACAGUUGCAAAGACGAGGAGCAAAUCGUCCGUUCCUGAGUACAGGCCAACCCCUUUAAAUAAACUCAGGCAGAAGGUUGGGAGGGAUGUGGGAAAGUCCUCACGUAUUGAAUAUAAUCCUGAUGGAAAUACAGAAAAGUAUAUCCCACCGUAUAGCUCGCCACCCAAGGGGCCACUGUAUAAGCCGACGCGCACAUCUUCGGAAUCGCACAGGAGCGGCAAAAGCUCAAUUAGAGAGAAACAUGAAGCCUAUGACCCAACAGCAGUCAAGAGUGUCAGAAGCAGAAACAAUUCAGAAAAUGAUGAAGGCAAGCAUGAACAAUAUGAUCCAACUACAAUCAAAAGUAACAGAACUAGAAAAGGUUCAGAGAAUGGAGAGGGCAAGCAUGAACCCUACAGUCCAACUGCUAUCAACGUAAUCGAAAGUAGGAAAAACUCCAAGAAUGAUAGCAGCAAACAUGAGGCUUAUAACCCAACUGCUACCAACAAUGCACGAAGUUCCAGCAGUAGUAAGCACGAACCUUAUGAUCCGGAGUCAGCCGGUAGUGUCCGAAUCUCUGGCACCAAAAAACACGAUGCCUAUGAUCCAAAAGAAUGUAAGAGUGUGGGCAGUGAUGUUCAUAAGCAUGAAGCUUAUAUCCCUGCAGGAGGAGACAGAGAAUCGAGCGACGUGGUCACAUAUGUACCCACUGUUACAUCAGCAAGUGAUUCUGACAUGCCGUACGAUCCCGUAGCAAGCACACCACAGGAAUACGUUCCCACCACUUCAGCGAGCGUUGCCCCGGAGAGUCAGUCUGAUUCGGAAUAUGAUCCUACAUUGAUCAGCAAAUCUCUGAAGGAUGCUAGGGAUGUGGAUACUGUUAAAAGCAGUGUGAAUUCCGAUAGUAAAUAUCAGGAGUACGUUCCUACAUCUAAGAAAUACACUUCGCUCUAUAGCAAGCCUGCAGCUGAGGAUGAAUAUAGUCCAGAGUUUGUGAGCACAAACAAGUACAGCGUUAAUGAUGCAUACUCCACUAAUAAAUGCAAUAUGGAUGCCACGUCUACGGCUGAAGGGCAGAUUAAGUGUGAACAAGAGUAUGAUCCCAUGAGCGAAGGCUGUACGGGGGAAUCGCCCCGCAAGAAAGACAGUGACAUAGAGUAUAUCCCUUCUUGUAAGUCAUCCAGUAAAUACUCAAUAGAUGUAGUUAGGCCAUGUGCACCAAAUAUGUACGAUCCCUUGGUGAAUUACCGAAGCAAUGCAGUAUCAACUAUACCUGCAGUCGAGCAGAGUGUCGAGCACAAUUCCCUAGGGUUAGUAUCUGAUGAAGCCACGUUCAGUGCUGACGAGGUUGCUGAUGCUGAGUGCAAGGUCACGUGUGAUAAAAAGCAUCGGUCUCAAGAAGAGUCUGCUACAGUUAAUGACGAGAUGCAUGUCUCUCUCAAUAUUGAUGUGAUGAAUGAGGAUGGAAAAUCUAAGUCGUUAAGUGUCAAACCUCGUAAUAAAAAAUCAAAUGACCAUAAAGUAUCCCAGCCUGGCCACAAGCAAAAGAAGCAACACUCUUCCAAAGAUCAACGUGAUGAAAAAGAUGGUGAAAAGUUAAUCAAGGAAACGCGAAACCGUAUUAAGAGCGACACAAACGACACAAAUGAUGAAAAAAUGCAUAGCUCGACCGAUAAAGUUCAAUCAAAGCACAGACAUUCUCAUCACAGAAGUUCUUCCUCUUCAUCACACAAGAGUAGCGCUAAAGUCCAUGUGCCAAGUGAUGUGAACAAAAGCAGCACCAGCCAUCACAAAAGUGACAAAUUAAAAAGUCACGACAAGCCGAAAAGCGCGACGAAAAAAGACGCCGGUAGUGCGAGCGAGAAAUCCAAAGGUGACGAGCACAAGCAUGUGAAAUCGAGCGACAGACAUCGCGGUACAUCUGUCUCGGAGUCGGACAGAAAGACUAGCUCUUCUGGCGGGAAGGAGAAGCCGUUGAAGACCGGUGAAGCCUCGCGUUCUCACCAGAGACGGGACAAGCCGGCGAUCGAGACUCGCAAGCGAUCGUCCGCCGAUCUCUUGAGCGACGCACAUGAGGUUGCUUCUAUGCCGAGCUCAAAGAAGCACAAGGCCGCGCACACCCCUGUCUACAGCAACACGGCAAAUAUAUUCGACUCGUUCAUGACAGACGCGUCGGCCGAACCCAACGAUGAGAAGGGCUGUGAGCAAGUGAUGCAGACCUACAGCAAGGGCGACAUAUACGAGAUUUCUUCAGACACUGAGGACGACGUCUGGGUGAUCAGUGAUGGUGAGAGUGGAGGCGACGAUGCUGCCAACAUGCUAGAUGUUGAUCUCGACAGUCAUGAUACUUACGAGGAAUGCUUGAAAAUUUUCAAGGAGCCGGUUAAGCCAAAGAGUAGCCAGUCAACACCAAGUGUGGUUAAUAAAUUUAAAAAGCAAGAGACUGAAGCAUCCAGCAGCGUGUCGGGGAGGCAAAGGCACGCACACCCGAGCACAGAUGGUGGUGCACGAUCCAAGUUGAUCAAGCAGCGGCCGCACUGCAGGCUGUCUCCUGCGCAGGUCAUGCACAACCGAUUCCUGCAGUUGCAGAAAGCUGCCAACGAGGCCAAGCGCAGUCACGCGGAGACUGUCCCUCGCAAGCAGUCGUCCAGCGUGCUGCCAUCGUCAUCAUCAGCUAGCGGGUCUAUAGGUUCACUCCAUGCUCCCACUACUACAACAGCAAGACCUAUGAUUGCAAGCGGUGUCGGUACGAAUUCGGGAAAGAAACGAUUACAGCACACUCCUAUGCAAACAGCGUCUGCUCGUGGCAUCACUGCACUGAAAAAGCGAUCGCAGCUUAUACGUCCGGAAGAUAGGACUGCAGGCCGUACUAUAGCCAAGGGUUCUCAGCGAAUGGCGCACACUCCACUGCCGGCUGUUUUAGCACGACCGACGAUCCCAUCGGACUAUGGAAGUAAAGUAGCGACCAACAUCAGACAGAGAUACCUAAACCUAUUCAUUGAUGAGUACAUUCGUAUCUGUAGCAAUGAGGCGGAGUCUCAUAAGAAGGGAUUGGAUGAAGAGAAGAUUGUUUACGAUCGCAGUUCUACGAAAGGUGUCUACCUCAAUGUCGCAGUGCAUGCACUCAAGCGUCUAAGAGACCAAGUCGGACAGGUGCUGCCAUCUGAUGUUAAAAAACAAAACUCGAAAUGUGUGUCAAAGCAGCCAACUCAUGAAGAGAACUUGGGUGGGAGACAAGCCACGAAGACCACAUACACACUAAACAGAUCGGGAAAACAUGCACAAUUGGAUUUAUCUACUGAGGCUGAGCUGUACAAGCAGCUGAAGCCAUACUUACUGACUGAGAAACAACUAGAAGAUAAUGGGUUCCCGUUCAUGUCGCCCGACAAGCCUGGCUGUGCUGUGCUGGUGACGACAACCAAAGCUAAGUCGGCUGGCUCCGCGAACAGUCUGGAGAGGCUGUGUUGCAGAUGUGGAAAUCGAUUCAGAGUCAAUGCAAAGGGACGAUACGUCACCAAAGACGAGUGUGUUUACCACUGGGGUCGACCCUGGAAGAAAAAAGUUGCUGGAGCAUGGAUCACAAGCUAUACCUGCUGUUCAGGUGAUUCCAACUCGGAAGGUUGUUCAGUUAAUAAGCUGCACGUGAUUGACGUAAAGAGCUUGACAGGAUUUGUCAAAACAUUGCCGAAGACACCACCACUGGAUGGAAAUUUCGGAGUAUAUGCACUAGACUGUGAAAUGGCCUACACAACAGAGGGAAUAGAGUUGAUUAGAGUGACGGUGGUGGAAUCGGAUUGCAAGCCCGUGUACGAAACAUUAGUGAAGCCUGAUCAUCCUGUCAUUGAUUUCAACACAAGGUUCAGUGGCAUCAAGGAGGAGGACAUGCUGGGUGUGACGACCACACUGCGUGACGUCCAAGCAGUGCUUCUCAGUCGGUUUAACGCGCAGACCAUACUGAUGGGACACAGCCUCGAGAGCGACCUGAUGGCCUUGAAGCUUGUACAUCAAUCUGUGGUUGACACGUCCGUUGUGUUUCCGCACCGACUCGGGCCGCCAUUUAAGCGAGCGCUGCGGAACCUAAUGGCCGAGCAUCUGAAGAAGAUCAUUCAGGACAGUGUUGAUGGUCACGAUAGUCAGGAGGAUGCUGUUGCCUGCCUAGAGCUGAUGAUAUGGAAGAUUAAGGAGGACGCUAAGCUAGGAAUACCCGUCACCUCGUGACACCUCCAGGAGGAUACUACAAUAGAAAUGCACCUGUCAUCGCUGCAGCUAGAAGGUAGCUCUAGUGUUGCUUGAAUAAUGGUGUUAGAGGAUUGGGAUCGUACAUGGCGUGUGAAUGCAUUGCAUGCUCGUUCCCUCCCCCUUCUCUCUGCCUCUCUCCCCUUUCUCUCUCUCUCCUCCCUUUCUUGCUCUCUCUUAUCUUUUGGUAAUUGUGGGGAUUGUCAUUUUAACAAAGUUAAAAAUAGUACAACAUGGAAACCUACUGCCCAAGAAACUCUGUUUCCUCACUUCCAUUCCCGAUAGGUGGCAGCACAAAUACAGUAUCCUCAACACAUAAGUUGAUCUGAUUCAUAUGCCGAUAUUGCGAUAUAUAGCAAAGACAUGAUUACUUGAUAGUGCAUGUAUACGUGUGCAAGCGUGCAUGCGUGUGUCUAACAUCGUAAGCAAUAACAUCGCUGCAUCCUUCUGAUGUGAUUACAGCGAUAUAUGUGUUAUUUAUGAAUAAUUUUUAAGUAUUUAAAAAUCAUGUGAGACUUGAGUUUGUACUCGGUUUUUCUACAUGGAAAUCAUUGUAGUGCACUGCAUUCGCUAGGCGUGUUGAAAUUGUGAACUGUACCACUCACUGUUGAUGUAUUCGAAAAACAAUGCUGUAUAGUAUGCCACUGCUAUCUAAUAUAUGGAUGUACUUAAUGAUACUGCAUAAACAAAAUGUGCAAGAGUUCUAGCUUUUUUGUAUAAAAAAACAAUACUUUUACAAGAACUAUUAAGCAUGUAAAAGCAACCAUGGAUCUCUUCCCUUCUCCCCCUUCUCGUUUUUUUCUUCGUUACUACUCCUGCUAUUGUAACCUACUUUUCCUCGCAUUGAAUAAUAAUACCGCUCCUUUAAAUAAAUAAUUUAUUCAUGUUCACGUCGUAACCCCAUGUACUCUGGCUGACAAUAAUUAUAUUCUUCCUGGUUAUCAUACUCUGUGAAUUAGGCAUCAAAAUGUUUGUGUGUAAUUUUUGUAAUUUUGUUAUUAAUUUUGAGAAAAUGCGUUGUUAGAAACGGCAACGAAUUGGUGCUUGUGAUAUUUAAAGCCAUAAACUAAAAUUACACAUAUGCAGAUAUGUAUGUAUGUAUGUAUGCAGUGUUGACGUGAUGUCUGCUGUGUUUGAUGUUGACAUGAUGUGUGAUAGACGUGCCGCGUUUCCUGGUUCACUGUAUCAUACUGAUAGUACAUUACUGUUACUGUACAUUAUGGAAGAUUUGUGUUAGAUGUCAACGUCGGAAAACGUAGAGCAAAAAAACAUUAGUAUUUGUUAUUCCACGGCAGCACAUAAUAUGGCCAGAUAAUAUUCGCUUGAGAUGUAGUACGUGACUGCAGCAGAGAUUUUUUUACACGGUCAGUAAGCUAAAUGGUUUAUUUGAUCAGGAAGUGAGUAAGCUAAAUUGCAUUUCUUGUUUGCUGCACCUCAGUGCUUUUGUACUAUUAAUUAUAGUAUUGGACAGUUUAUUAUCAAUGUCGUAUACAUAUUGUAUAUAUGUGUCAGUGUGUAUUUAUAUUUUCGUGAUAAAUAUCCCUUCCUACCUCAGGGGUUAUAAAAUCUCUGGGAAAUCGUCUUUCCCUCAAGUAUUUAAGCCUAAAAUUUAAAAAAAUGCUAUUGAGGAUUUUUUUCUGUUUAUAUAAAGAAAAACGAGCUAUCCCUGACACUUUAUUUUUCUAUAAUUAUUUGUGUUGUUGUCGUUGCACAACUGCCUAUACGUAAUAUCAUCAGUAUAUGUGUAGCAUAUAGUAGUAAUAUAUAUUCUAUACAUAUAUUCGUAGUAAUAUCGGGAGCACAUAAACAUAGGAUAAACAUAAUUGAUGUUAAUGUGCUAUUGCUAAUAUAUAUAUAUAUAUAUAUACCUAUAUAACUGAGUUUUUGUAUGCCAGUUUUGUAGAUGGUUGGCAAAUAGCAUAUAUGUAAAUACAAUCUCAGGCUAUAAGAUGUGUGAAUAAACAAACCUAGCUAUGCCCUGGACCAAUAAAUUGUACCCUAUAGAGAUUUUUAGGUUAUAACAAAUUCUAGAGCAACUUAUUAGUCCAACUGCACCCUAGCUGUUAACCAAUGUAUCAAGAGCGUAUACAUCAGGUUGACAACAUCUAUAUACAUACAAAUGCUUUUCAAGAUAUAGUCGGUAGAAAUAAAAAUGUUAAUUAAUGCUUUAAUCAACAUAUACCAACGAGUGCAUAUGUAGCUUAUUAAAUCUAGUUCCAGAUUACACAGGUAUAAUUCUGUUUACUAGUUGGGUAGUUGUAUAAUUAAUACUGUGCCGAAAUGUGAGGCCCUGUCUAUCACUGUCGCCAGCUUAGCACAAUGUCUUGCUUGAAAACAAGUUGCAUUGAUCUCCAAUAGGUGCGGAGGCCAUUCGAUGGUUAUAGUUUCACUUCAAAUCGACUGUAAAUUUUUCACAAAAGUAAAAUAUCUCACUAUCAAACUGAA